Messenger RNA from Magnolia sinica, 2685 nucleotides. RefSeq names its product transcription termination factor MTERF2, chloroplastic. The transcript is spliced from 7 exons. Gene Ontology annotation, molecular function: double-stranded DNA binding. Lineage: Eukaryota; Viridiplantae; Streptophyta; Magnoliopsida; Magnoliales; Magnoliaceae. The record is from RefSeq and is a predicted model, not a curated record. Bases 97 to 2091 code for a protein of 664 amino acids. Gene Ontology annotation, biological process: regulation of DNA-templated transcription.
AUUAUUUGCGGGACCCAUGCACUCAAUCCACCAUCCACCUGCUGGGUCCCUCAAUGUAAAUGGGCUACGAUCAUAACACUGGCGCUCGCCUGAUGAAUGGCUUCGUCAGGCAAUGAGAGCUCUCAAUCCAUGAUUGAUAUGAGGGUGGUGUCGUGUCAGCAGCAGCAACAGCUCUCCAUACUCCCCAUAUCCAAUCCAAGAAACAGCAAUCCAUUUCCACUCCAUCCUUCAAUUCUCAUCCCACGCCUCAAGUCCUCUCCAAAACUCGGCUCCUCUACUCACCAACACUACAUUGUCAACAUCUGUAAUAAUGAGAAUAGAAGAGGAGAAGCACAGGAGCAACAACAUGAUCUAUUCCGUAAGCACAACUCCAAGUCCGCUGCCCUUCUCCUCUCCCAACACCAAGAACACCACCUUCAACCUCUUCAAGACCCGGAUGCAUCACAAAAUCCAGACCAAGAUGAUAAGAUGCUGCAACUCUCUACACUCACUAGCCUUAGCAGCAGCAACAGAAGAAUUCCUCAGUUCCCUGGCUCUAUUAAAUUGGCCCCUGACAAAACCUCUCCUCUCCCUCUCUUCAACCAAAGAGACAACGAUGACGGCGACAUUGACAGUAAGAUCCUGAUGCGGGCUCUAGAAAUCCGACGCAAUGCCAUAGUGGACAUCUUGAAACAACUCAUGAGAGGUUCCAAGUUCAGCAUAACUUACUCCUCUAACGUUAUCUCCCGCUUGCCUGAUUUCAUCGACCAUGUCAUGGUCACAGCUGCAUCAAUGAAGCAACUCCCUGAAUUCUCCCAUUCCACUUUUGAUGCCCGGGUGAAGAUCGUCAUACAAAACUCCAAUGUCAUUCCCCUGAUCCGGUGGUUGAAGCAUAAUUCUUUGACAUACCCACAGAUCGGGAAGCUCAUAUGCAUGACUCCACGAGAUCUUGGGUCGAUAAGAGGCUUGAUUGAGUGGCUGAAAUCGAUCUAUGUUAAGGGAAGAUUCCUCGGUUAUGUGCUUACAAAGGCCAGUGGUGUCUUAAAGCACAGGCCAGAAGAAUUGGAAGAAUUGGUUAUAUAUCUUGAGAACAAUGGAGUUAGGAGGGUUUGGAUGGGGUUCAUUGUCAGUCGUUGCCCACAAUUGUUGUCUUUCUCCAUGGAGGAAAUGCUCUCCCGGGUGAAUUUCUUUUUGGAAAUGGGUAUAAACACAAAGGACUUUGGUACGAUGGUCUUUGAUUACCCCAAGGCACUUGGCUUCUUUAGCUUGGAAGAGAUGAACAACAAGGUUCAGUACCUUAAAGAGUUUGGCCUGGGCAGUGAAGAUGUUGGACGACUACUAGCAUUUAAGCCACAGCUGAUCGGUUGCAGCAUUGAGGAAAAAUGGAAGCCUCUUGUGAAGUAUCUAUAUUACCUUGGAGUUCGCCGUGAUGGCAUGCGAAGAAUACUUACACUGAAACCAAUGAUCUUUUGUGUUGACUUGGAGACAACCAUUGCGCCAAAGGUUCGGUUUUUACAGGACAUAGGUAUUCGGGAAGAAGCCAUCGGUGGGGUGCUAGUCAAGUUUCCAACCUUACUAACAUAUAGCCUCUACAAGAAAAUUCGGCCAGUGGUCAUUUUCUUGAUGACGAAAGCUGGAGUCAGCCAGAGGGAUAUUGGGAAGGUGAUAGCAUUGGGGCCAGAGCUGUUGGGAUGCAGCAUCAUAGAUAAACUGGAGGUUAAUGUGAAGUACUUCCUUUCAUUGGGCAUUACUCUCCAAUCACUGGGGGAAAUGAUUGCUGAUUUUCCUAUGCUUCUGAGAUACAAUUUGGAUGUCCUUCGUCCCAAGUACCGAUACUUGAGGAGAACCAUGGUCCGCCCAUUGCAGGACCUCAUUGAGUUUCCCAGGUUUUUCAGCUAUUCUCUUGAAGGCCGAAUAAUUCCUAGGCACAAGGUCAUGGUUGAGAACCAGAUAAAUUUCAAGCUACGAUACAUGUUGCCUGGCCCUGACGAAGAGUUCAAUAUGAGGGUAGAGGCUGCUAUUGAAAGACGUCGAAGGUUUGAAAGUGGUGGCAUGGAUGAUAAAACUCAUUAUUAUCAAACGAAUAGCUUCAGCGAGAGGAUUCAAAGUUGAUUAGCCAGGCAAGGAUCAUUCUUGAAAGGCUUACCUUAAUCUUCACUGUAAAGUAACUUGUGUGUAAACGUGCUUAAAAAAAAAAAAUCAAAUGUGGAAUGUUUCCUCAAAAGCCAAUGUAGAAAGAAAAAUCUUCAAAUGUGGAAUGUUCCUCAAAGCCAAUGUAGCAGCCGUUCAUCCAUCAUAUGACUCCUUUCAGUUUGGCUACGGUUGCAUGAUGUUUCAUCAUCGAAGCAGUGCAUUUGAUGAUAUAUUGCAACGGCACACAAUGUAUAAUAGUAAAACGAAAGAUCCAGCAGAUUACGACCCUGGCGACAGUGCUCACGAAAAAGAGAGCCUGUUUUGAGUUUUCUACUUCACGCUUGAAUGGAUCCCAAACACUGAUUUACUAAAGUAAUGGAAUUAUAAUCACCAUAAAUUACAAUAAUCAUGCAUUGCAACAAUACGUUGUAAUUGAAAGUCAGGGACAUCCAAAUGCUAUCAAUCCAAACGACUACAUUGAAAUGGUGUUGCUUUGGUGUCAUUGGAAGAAUGUUGUCACUGUAAAUUCAUAGGAAUUUUAGUAGUUUGAAGCAGAAAUAGAUUUUUCGUUGA